CUUCUUUAUAGGUUGAGGUUAUGUAAACGAAAUGAAAAUAUAUCAAUCUUAAGUCAAAUCAUAAAUCAAAGAAGCAAACUAGUCUUGUAAAAUAGUAAAAUGCCUGAAGAAGAGAAAUCUGCAGCUGUUUAUAAAGUAGGUGGUGGACCCUUAGGACUCGGUGAUCCGAAUGAUAGAUUUCUCAGAAAAGUGGAAGUUGAAGUUUUGAUUCCCCAAAAAAUGCGAGAUAAAGCAAAGGCAGAAAAAUGCAGUGAAGAGGUGAAAAAAUUUACCGAAUGCUGUGCUAGUUCGAGCUUUGCAAUGGUAUACAAAUGCCGUACUGAGAACAGUUUACUGAAGGCUUGUUUGACCCGUUGGUAUGAAGAUGAUGAAUUUAAAAAUAUUUGUAGAGAAGAGUAUUUAAAAGAAAGGAGUGAAUUUAGGAGGACUGGAAUUAGGAAAGAUCCCCGAAGGGUAGGUGUUUCCAUGUAGGUUUAUUUAUAUAAUUUACAAAUUAAGAUUAUAAAUUGAUUCGUUU
Messenger RNA from Coccinella septempunctata (seven-spotted ladybird), 517 nucleotides. Its product is annotated as COX assembly mitochondrial protein homolog. The transcript has 2 exons. NCBI's taxonomy places the organism in Eukaryota, Metazoa, Arthropoda, Insecta, Coleoptera, Coccinellidae. The record is from RefSeq and is a predicted model, not a curated record. Bases 100 to 471 code for a protein of 123 amino acids. Gene Ontology annotation, cellular component: mitochondrion.